CGUCAUUUUUUUUCGAGUUUACGCAUUAUGUAAACAAUUCUCAGUUUACCGAUCAAGCAACCUGACAACUUUCAGUCACUCAACGGAUAUCUGAUAUUUUCUUGAUAUCAUACCACACAAAACCAUACUAUCGAGUCAUCGAAACUUUUCAAAGUAGUGCGUCUACUUGGCAGUCAUUCAGGCAACGCGAAUAGCUACGUGGCUACCACCGCAAGGACGCCGAGUGACGGGCAUGGGAGCUAUGAGCCCUCUGCUGCUUUGAACCUCGGCCUCGAAAGUUGUAAAGAUUACAACUCGGCCGCCUGUUUCUCAAUCCUGCCACUUUUCACAGUCCUUAAAACUCUCAACAUGUUUAAAGAUGUGGGCCGGAGAGUGUCGAAAGACUCGACUCACUCGACCCCUGCCGUCGAAGAUGAGGAUGACAACAUAUCUCUAGCUUCAACAGCGUCCGUGCAACACGACCCAGAUGAGGAAUUCGAGGUCGAGGAUAUCCUCCUCGAGGAACUAGACGAUGAUGGCAAACAAGUCUAUCUAGUUAAGUGGGAACGCUACCCGCUAGAACAAUGCACUUGGGAGCCCGAGGACAACCUGGGUGACGAACUUAUAGAGAUGUGGAGGGAGAAGCAACUGAGGCAGGAGGCCGGAGAGGAAGAGCCAUUUGAUGUGCGAGAGUUCCGUGCAGCCGUCAACAGGGCUAAAAAGGCGAAGACCGACCGUCAUCGCCGUCGCAACGCGAAGCGGCGGAAACUGGGUCUUCCGCUGACCGAGCCCUUCGAUAGCUCAAGCUCGGAAUCAGACCUAGACAUUGUCAAGGCCGAGUCCUCUGAUGAAUCCAGUGAUGAAGCUUUGGAGCAAGAAGAACCCGUCUCCAAGGACGAUCGGGAAGCAUGCUCGGCUCAAGAGCGCGGUACACGCCCGCAAUUAGAGCCAAAGCCCAAGCAAAAGAUAUUCAAAGGCAUCGCUCAGCCUGUACCCAAAUCGGCCAAGACUGCCGCCACUACACGAGAAUCGACCCUUCUCGAGCCCAAACCUAAAGCCUCGUCAAAAUCCAGUUCCAAAGCCCCUAACAGGCCUUCCCCGCCGCAACCGUCGUCCUCCAAGCCUCGACCUGAGCGGACUUUCGUAUUGACAACUGGCUACCAAGGAACUGCGAGAAAGCCUGUGGAUAAAGCACGACCUAGUACUCCAAACGGGUUGACUAGGCCACUGCCCCAAUCAACCCGUGCCGCUCCUCCAAUUGCGUCUCGACCUACGUCUGCUGGCGUCCGAAAGCCUCUGACUGCCAAAAGAACGGCCGUUAAGAAGAUGGUCAGCGUCAACAUCUUUUCAGCAGGCAAAGUUAGAAAACCCCGACAGAAGUUGGAGAAGGCUAUGUCAGACCCAACCAAAGAUCCAAAGCAGUUUAAAAUGCUUAGUCAACGCCGGUGGGCUGAGAAGAAGAGUAGGGAUACAGAGGAUCGUCCUCCCGAUCUAUCGACAGCAAAUAUUCAACUCUUCAACAUCAGACAGAUCCCAACCCAAAGAAAAACCUCACUAAGCACAACCACAUCAUCAAGCACGCCUGUUCUGGCCCCAGGUGGUCAAGUGACUAGGACACAUGUCGAAAUAGAAGCCGAGAACACAGCCGGGCUUGAGCUCAGCUCGGACGAACCGACACCCGUGAACAGCCAGGAACUGUCUAUUCGACCCAGAGAUCCGCCCAGAAGGAAAUCUGCUUUGACAAAAUCAAAACCCGAUGGAGGACUACCUAAGGAGCGCAAAUCCGUCCGCUUCGUGCCUGGCCAUGAUGAGACCACAAUUCCUCAGGAACGGGAACAGAUGGAUGUUGAUGGGAUGUUUGCCGAGCCUGUUAAUACAACGCCAACUACGCCCACAAAUUCGACGGCUCACAAGCGCAUACCUAGUCCAGAUCCGCCGCCUGCUACUGCUUCUGCCGGCGAGUCCGAUGAUGGGGUGCGAAGGGGAAAUCUGAAUAAAAGACUGCUGAUCGCCGAGAUCCCCCCUUUUGAGGUCACAUUUCACGAUGUGCCGCGAGAUACCCAUCAGUUGUGGGCUGUACAUUUCGGCAACCAAAAGUCGCUAGAGAUUCGGCUAAGUUGCUUCGCUGAAACAGCAGUGGCAAAAUUGAAGCCUCCCUUGUUCCAAAAGUGCCUGGCCAAAGGGCCUAUAACGUCCGAGAACAAAGAAGGUAUAGAGAAGCUUGCACAGCAGCUUAAGGCGCGACUGCUCGGUCUUUACUACUCGGGUCGGCAUUACAACCUUCUCAUUUAUCCCGCCAAAUGUGAGCAGUGGCAAACUGAAUUGUUUGGCCAGGAGGUAGCAACUAGCUUGACUGCAGCGCUCUGUUAUACUAUAUUCUCAUCAGAUAUUGACUGUGGAACUAUGCUCCCACCGCUCAGUCUUCCGCUACAUUGGCCAGAAACGAAUAGGAAGGCAGUGCCCACCAGGACGUGGCUGAUGAGGAGACUGUACAAUUUCGAUUACAAUCAGCUAUUACCACGAAAGCCGGAGAUUCCACAGAUUCACAAGUUCUUUCUCGCUUUCCCCGAGUCAGGAACUGGAAAAGCUACCCGGUCAGUCGUCUUUCAAUGGCUGCGCUCUUCCAAUCCCGCCUGUCACAUAUACAUCUCUAGUCAACCAGGCUCUUGGGAUGCAUUCAGAGCCAGCGUAGCCGAGUCAUCUGGUGUUGUCAUCAUCCACGAAACGUUGAUGUGGAGUCUUCGCCGGUUUCCAAAGCUUUCCGAGUACCUGGUCAAGAAAUACGACGAGUAUUGGUGCUUUACGGAGCCAACCGAAGCAUACCCCUUAUAUCCGUCAAUUUCCUUGCCGGAAAGCGUCCCUCCGGGGAUUAGUCAACUGACACGGAUAUUGCCAUUCGGAACAGCAAUCCUGCUCACACCCAGCUUUCUGGUAUCCGAGCCUGAACACGCUCGUGAGUUUCUUGAUUGGUUUCUCAGCCGCCAAUCGAGUUCCACCUUUUACUAUAGUCUGGUGACGGCCUCCAACAUCCAUGAAUACCUUCAAGAUUUGGCAUUAGAAUGCAUCGAUUCGCGCGAGAGGUGGUGGAACGCGGGACCGAGCCUUGGGAUGACUCCUAUUGAAACCCAGUUCGAGAUCAACUUGCGAGGACAUAGCCUUGAUGAAUGUGAAUCUAGGCUUCAAGCCGGCAUCAUUGCUUCUGAACUUCACAGAAUACGCACCAGAAAGCUCGACUCCUCCGGUGGAAUGGAGGAGGACCACAGCCCGCUCAUCUAUGCGGAUCCGUCCAUCGACCCAAAUGACGAGCAAAGCCUAGUAAACUGGUUCGGCUGGUGGUCAACCCUGCGGGCUGAUCAGUUCCGAAAGUUCCAUGUUGUUGGAUCGUGUACCAGUAUUGGUUAUCCAAACACCAAGAAGGGAAUUCGGACGGUCCGCAUUCCUAAAUAUCUUAAAACAACAAUCAAUGACCCAGACGCGGUAGCAGAGGUUGUGCAGGACGAAGCAUCGCAAAAUCUCCAGGUACCAGCACACGAACUGCCUCCCAGCAAGCCACCAAGUGCGGCGCGUAGUUUGGAGUUGACUGGCCCCUUCAGAAGUGAUAUACCGGGCUUAAGCAAUGACCGUGGAGCAAGUCUCCAAACUUUCCUCUUCAGUAACUUUGCUGAUCCCAUUCCGGGGUCCAAAAUGCGGUUUUACGGAUUCCCUGUGACGUGGGCUGAUCCGGAGAUGGCGAGAUCCUACGGCGAUUUGGGUCUUAGGCCCAACAAGAAGAUCGACGAGUGGUUCAGUUAUGUAUUCUCAUUCGGCAGACACUUACACACUUACAUGGGCCUGUUUUAUACCAUCUCCGAGGAGUGGGAUCCCCAGAAGCCUCCACAAAACCCGAAUCCUAGGUGGCAUCCUUGGCUUGCAAUUUACAGGCCUGUCAACGCCGAUAUCUUCCCCUACCGACGGUGCGAAGUUAUCAUAUGGGACCCUCUUGCAAGGAAUCGGUUUCCAGGCUCACAGGCACCGUUAGAAAGCGAGCUCACUUAUAUGCAACGGCGUGUCAUUCAGUAUGUCCGUGAGCACUGCGGAAAUAAGAAUAAGGGUACGUACCUCGACCAGGUUUGGCUCGGCGGGUUCAACUGCCCCAGUGAAUGCGAAUCUCCUUAUCCGCUCGACAUGACGUUGAAAUUCGCCAGAACAGUGAUGCAAGAUAUUAGAGAACAUCUUCCACCAGAGGAGCAGCGGUUGCCGGAAAAGGGCUUCAGGAAAGUUUUAAAGGAGCACCCGCCGGCGCUAGAUACGAUGAAUGGCGGAGGUCUAGAUAGCGACGACGACGUUCUCAUGGAUGUCGAUAGCAACGCUGGCUGGGAAGACGAAGACGAAGAUGUGCGCAUCAUCUUCCAUCCACCUCGAGGCACCAAGCUCUCCCCUGGUUCCCGCUCAAAGUGCACCAACAGGCUCUACGAGGAGGCACGUCUCGCCAGGGCCAGGUCCUCUUCGGACCAUAUGGAGUUCAAGUUCGUCCCAACGCUCAAGUGGUACGAGGAUCAGGUUGCGGAGGGGCGUGGCUUUGAACACAUUAACAUCCAGUCGUGGCAAGACAUCUUCAACAUCUUCCAAGUAGGAAAGGCGAAGGGUAGCAAGGUGACGACAGCGGCGAUCGUGGCGAAGGCUCCGGUGACGCGUGGAGACAGAGAAGGAGAUGUUCAGAUGACCGGCUAAGGAAGCGGCAAGUCGGAGACGUCAACUACUACGAGUACGUCCAACAAAAAGUCGCAGCUGGUCGUACACAAAGGUGUAAGAUUUAUCCGCCCUAGGUGCCCGCAUCGAGUUACGCCUUGGCAUCUAUCAAAAGAGAGCAAGAUACAAGCAGUUCCCAAGGGCGAAGAGCGGCAGCGGGAGGGUGGUGGUGGAUGUAUGGCCGCAAGAGCAGGCGUUUCAAAAGCAAGGGCGGCUGGGGCGAGAGUCACGUUACAAUCGUUAACAAAGUCCAACUUGAACGUUUCCUCCGUAUAAUGAACAUUUCUACGAUGAGCUUGGUUCUGGGCAAUGGGUGGAGGAUAGAGGUGGUGUUUUUGUAUGCUUGAGUCGAUGGAACUUGUCAAAGUUACAGGAGAAGAAUGGUCAGAAUUCGUGUACACAAAUCAUAAAUAUAGUUCGUUGUAUGGGGACGUUGUAUGGGGAGGCGUUCAGGACCACGAGUGUCCAAUAUGUAAUUCCCUUGUUUCAGACACUUCAACACCAGCAGCCAGUCGAUGUAUAUAUAGUUGCCAUACAACUCGGUACCCGCCCAAUUCUACUCCCUUCAACUUUC
Messenger RNA from Neurospora crassa OR74A, 5281 nucleotides. It is a transcript of the gene cdp-3, whose product is annotated as chromodomain protein-3. Gene Ontology annotation, cellular component: pericentric heterochromatin. Bases 349 to 4689 code for a protein of 1446 amino acids. NCBI's taxonomy places the organism in Eukaryota, Fungi, Ascomycota, Sordariomycetes, Sordariales, Sordariaceae. The record is from RefSeq and is a predicted model, not a curated record. The transcript has a single exon. Gene Ontology annotation, biological process: negative regulation of transcription by RNA polymerase II; chromatin organization. Gene Ontology annotation, molecular function: chromatin binding.